UUGGCUGCCGGAGGGGAUCCCACCUCGGUGAUUGGCCGAGACAGAGCCCGCCUACUCUUGCGAUUGGCUCCGCCAGGCCUAUAUAAAGGGCCGCGCGCCGUCCCCUCGCUCAGUCGGAGGGAGGCCGAGGAUCCCGGUGGAGUUCGCAUUCUGAGACGCCCCUAGCGGCACCUUCACCUCCCCGCGUCUGAGCGCCCGUUCCGCGGCGGCUGCGACCAUGAAGGAGAGACGCACUCCCCAGCCAGUCGUGGUCAGGUGCAAGCUCGUCCUAGUGGGAGACGUGCAGUGCGGGAAGACGGCGAUGCUGCAGGUGCUGGCUAAGGACUGCUACCCGGAGACCUACGUGCCCACCGUGUUUGAGAAUUACACAGCCUGUUUGGAGACAGAGGAGCAGAGAGUAGAGCUCAGCCUCUGGGACACUUCGGGCUCUCCCUACUAUGACAACGUCCGUCCACUCUGCUACAGCGACUCAGACGCCGUAUUGCUGUGCUUUGAUAUCAGCCGUCCGGAGACGGCGGACAGUGCGCUUAAGAAGUGGAGGGCAGAAAUCCUAGAUUAUUGUCCCAGCACACGUGUUUUGCUUAUCGGCUGCAAGACAGACCUGCGAACAGACCUGAGCACUCUGAUGGAGCUGUCCCACCAGAAGCAGGCCCCCAUCUCCUAUGAGCAGGGCUGUGCAAUAGCCAAGCAGCUGGGUGCAGAAAUCUACCUGGAAGGGUCAGCUUUCACCUCCGAGAAGAGCAUCCACAGCAUCUUCCGGAUGGCCUCUAUGGUGUGCCUGAACAAGCCCAGCCCAGCGCCCCCACGGAGCCCCGUCCGGAGCCUCUCCAAACGGCUGCUGCACCUCCCCAGUCGCUCUGAACUCAUCUCCUCCACCUUCAAGAAGGAAAAGGCCAAAAGCUGUUCGAUCAUGUGAAGUGGGAGCCACGGGGGAGGGGAGACAACCCCCCACUUCCUCCCUUGGGGUGCAGAGGCACAGGGCGAGGGAGGACGAGACGACUUGAGGACACUGGACAUGAGAUUUUCAGGUGGCCAUGGUGAGGGCUUGGAAGGAGACAGGACUGGGACAAGGACCUGACGCUGAGAAGGAACCAUCACAUCCACGCCAGGUACUAGAUUGCAGGGGGCAUCUGCCCCAGUGCCCUUGGCUCCAGAACAAGGGAAGAUGCGGGGGUGCGGGGAGGCAUGCCGGGGCUCAGGGGCCCACGGGGGGCCUCCAUGCCUCUUCCACACAGCUCUUCCAUGCAGGCCAGGGGACGAGAGGGGUCCUCGACCCUUUUCCUCCCCAUCUAAGGAGGUGGCGAGUGAAGAAGCCAGCAGGCAGCUCCCUUGGGAGCAUGGCCCAGGUGCUUCAUAACUGAAACCGGACAGGCAGGAGCUGGUCAGAGCUGAUGAGAAGCGAGUCUCAUCUUUGCAUAGCUCAUGUCUCAUGGGGAGGUGACAUCACACAUCCACACACGCUUCUCACCCAAGUCCCCAGAUCCUUGCGGAGUGUGGGGGUGGUGGUGCUGCAGAGGCAGGGCUGGGUGGGGGGGUCACCAGACUUCUUCUGCCCUUGGGGCAGUAUAGCUGGUGUCUGUUUUAUAGACUCGUCUUUGGAAUUGGGGGGAGGGGGGGAGUGUUUUCAUCUGUUCUAUGUUCUGUGUUUAAAGAAGAAAACCUAUUUAUUAAUGAAAAAUAUAAUACAUAGAAAGAGUGGGCGCCUUUGGUUGUUUUUGUUUUUCUGUUUUCUUGGGUCAUGAAAAAGAAGGAAAAAGCUGGAGCUCUUUCACCUUCCUCCAACAAGGCAUCCCUUCCCUCACCAUCCUCAGCCCCAGCCCCAAGCCCACCCAAGUCCUACUAAGCCAGAGUAGAGCUCUGAGCCCUAGAGCAGGGUCUCCCAACCUUGGAAUGGUUGUAGUGGUAAGUUUCACAGCCUCUGUCCACCAAUGGCUUCAGAUACUGGUAAGGGUCCCUGAGGGCCAAACUACUCCCCAGAAACCCUGGCCCUGGAAAAUCUAGAAGAGACAGGUGUCUGUCUCUGCCAACGCUGCAACCCAUACCCCGCCCAGCAGAAGGGGCACAGAUUUAAAAAGCUGGAGGGUAGAGGAGAGGUUCCUGGGGUUCUCGUCUCUGAGUUCAAGGAGAGGUGGCAUCUUCUGCCUUCAAAACCUGCCGAUCUCAGUGCAACAGCUGGGGCUGGGCCAGGCUGAAACCAGGAGCCUGGAACUGCAUUACAGUCUCCCACAUGGGUGACAGGAACCCAAGUUCUUGGCCAUCAGCCAUUACCUUCUCAGGUGCAUUAGCGGGAAGCUGCAGUGGCAACUGAGCCUGAUGCAGCACAAUGCCAGCUACCAAGCAAAAUGUUAUUAUGUAUUGAGUAC
This is a messenger RNA of Oryctolagus cuniculus (rabbit), 2363 nucleotides long. It is a transcript of the gene RND1, whose product is annotated as Rho family GTPase 1. Gene Ontology annotation, biological process: small GTPase-mediated signal transduction. The record is from RefSeq and is a predicted model, not a curated record. NCBI's taxonomy places the organism in Eukaryota, Metazoa, Chordata, Mammalia, Lagomorpha, Leporidae. Gene Ontology annotation, molecular function: GTP binding; GTPase activity.